AUGCCAGGCCUUACCAUCGGAGACUCAAUUCCUGACCUUGAAGUUGAAACUACUCAUGGCAAAAUCAAGCUCCACCAGUUCUGUGCUGAUAGCUGGACCAUCCUUUUCUCUCACCCAGGUGAUUUCACCCCGGUUUGUACCACUGAACUUGGUAAGAUGGCUCAGUAUGCUUCUGAGUUUUAUCAAAGAGGAGUGAAGCUAUUGGGUAUUUCCUGUGAUGAUCUUCUAUCCCACUUUGAAUGGAUCAAAGACAUUGAAGCCUACACUCCAGGUGCAAAGGUGAACUAUCCAAUCAUUGCUGAUCCCAGCAGAGAAAUCAUCAAGCAACUCAACAUGGUUGACCCUGAUGAGAAAGAUUCCAAUGGUAACCUACCCUCAAGGGCUCUUCAUUGUGUGGGACCAGAUAUGAAGAUCAAGCUGAGUUUUCUCUACCCUGCAACAACUGGUAGGAACAUGGAUGAAGUGUUGAGGGUGAUAGAGUCAUUGCAGAAGGCCUCAAAGUUCAAGGUUGCAACCCCAGCAAAUUGGAAGCCAGGGGACUCGGUUGUGAUUUCCCCUGAUGUGACUAACGAGCAAGCCAAGGAAAUGUUCCCUCGAGGUUUUGAGACUGUUGAUCUUCCAUCAAAGAAGGAAUAUUUGCGUUUCACUAAAGUUUGA
Gastrolobium bilobum is the source of this 657-nucleotide messenger RNA. Its product is annotated as 1-Cys peroxiredoxin. NCBI's taxonomy places the organism in Eukaryota, Viridiplantae, Streptophyta, Magnoliopsida, Fabales, Fabaceae. The transcript is spliced from 4 exons. Gene Ontology annotation, biological process: cell redox homeostasis; cellular oxidant detoxification. The coding region runs from base 1 to 657 and encodes 218 amino acids. Gene Ontology annotation, cellular component: cytosol; mitochondrion. Gene Ontology annotation, molecular function: peroxiredoxin activity. The record is from RefSeq and is a predicted model, not a curated record.